AUGAAACUUCUGAAUUUUCUCAAUUUGUUGGUAGUUUUUGGUGCUGGGGUUUACGGGGCUCCCGAGUCUCAUAUCAUUGGGGGGACGAAGGCCGACAAGGGGGAGUGGCCUUGGCAACUGGCGUUGUAUGUCGGUACCAGUUUCAAUUGUGGGGGCUCCAUUGUUGCCGGAACGUGGGGCGUCACGGCUGCCCAUUGUGUUGGAAGGACCCCAUCAUCGUACAAGAUUAUUGCAGGGACUAACGUGAACAAAUUUUACUGUACUGAUUGCGUCCAGAGAACUUUGAAAAACGCUACAAGGCACCCGAACUACAGCGGAAACAGUGAUUUUGGAUACCCUAAUGAUAUCGCCUACAUUGCAUGGUCGGAGACAAUCAAUGAAACCAGUUCAGCAAACAUGACCAUCAAAUACAUCGAGAGAACCAAGUUAUCUGACCACAUCGGCAAGAACUGCUACAUCACCGGUUGGGGCAGAACGAGAGACGGUGGACCUUUGCCGGUAGAUCUCCAGGAGGCAAAGAUGAACGUUAUAACCACGUCAGAGUGUCAGACGAAGUGGGGCAACCGAAUAACAGACAAACAUAUCUGCCUAUUCGAUCUCGAAGAUUUUUCAUCUGGCGGUUGUAAUGGAGACUCGGGUGGACCACUUGUUUGUGAGGAGUCGCCGAAAAAGUGGAAACUGGUUGGUGCAACGUCGUGGGGGUCAUCCAGCUGCCUCACCACAAUGCCAUCAGUUUACACCAGAAUUUAUGCCUACAACGACUGGCUUGACUCCCAGGCCUACCCUAAAUAUUAA
This is a messenger RNA of Helobdella robusta, 795 nucleotides long. RefSeq lists its product as hypothetical. The transcript has 5 exons. Bases 1 to 795 code for a protein of 264 amino acids. Gene Ontology annotation, molecular function: serine-type endopeptidase activity. The record is from RefSeq and is a predicted model, not a curated record. Gene Ontology annotation, biological process: proteolysis. Lineage: Eukaryota; Metazoa; Annelida; Clitellata; Rhynchobdellida; Glossiphoniidae.